AGACACAGUCACUAACACGCUAAGCCCUGAAAGAUACACACGCCCCAAAGCAGCAGGUUGCAGUCAUGAAGGUGUUUGUGUUGCUAAUCGCUGCAGUGCUCUCUGGCUGCAAUGCCAACCUCUUCUACGCUGAUGCACCAAAGCCAAAGUUAGAAGUGUUGACUGAUGCUUUCUGGGACUACAUUGCCAAGGCCACACAAACAGCUGAUGAUACUCUGGAGAUGAUUAGGAGCUCACCAAUUGGACAGGAAGUUAAUGCCCGCUUGACAGAGAGCGCUGACUUAGCCAGCAAGUAUGCUGUGACCCUGCAGGAGCAGCUUUCCCCCGCAGCCGAGGACCUGAUGAACAAGAUAACCACAGAGGCUGACAUGCUGAAAAGUGUGCUGACCCAAGAGCUCAGCUCCGUCAGAGACAAACUGGAGCCCUACACCGAGAACAUGAAGGCCCAGAUCCAGCAGAGGGUCGAGCAGCUCAAGCAGGAGCUGGCCCCCUACGCGGACUCGCUGGACUCCGAGGCGCUGAGGUCCACCUUGAUUCAAAAGAGCGAAGAGCUGAAGACCAACCUGGAGCAGAGCGUGAAGGACCUGCAGGCUCAGCUGGGGCCCUACACAGAUGACCUGAAGCAGAAGGUGGACCGGCACCUGGAAGCGUUCCAGAAGAGCGUAGCCCCCGUGACCGAGAAGGUCCAGGUAGAGCUGACCCAGAGAGCCAGUCUGGUGAAGCAAAUUGUGGCUCCCUAUGCUGAGGACCUGAGGGACAAACUGGACCCCUACGCCCAAGACCUCCAGUCCCAGCUCAUGUCUCUCUACCAGUCGUUCAUCGAAGCCAACUAAGUCGUCUUCAACCUCUGCAGACAUAAACACAAUCCUGAAAAAGCGUUCCACCACCAGCCAUAUGGAGGAUGAACAAUGAAAUGCCAAUGUUGCACUGUAAAUGAGACCAAACAGUUUGAAUAUCCAUGUUAUAUUUAUUGCUGAGUCCUGAAAAAACAAGCCAGAUC
Messenger RNA from Poecilia latipinna (sailfin molly), 1000 nucleotides. Its product is annotated as apolipoprotein A-I-like. Gene Ontology annotation, biological process: phospholipid efflux; acylglycerol homeostasis; cholesterol metabolic process. The transcript has 4 exons. The record is from RefSeq and is a predicted model, not a curated record. Lineage: Eukaryota; Metazoa; Chordata; Actinopteri; Cyprinodontiformes; Poeciliidae. Gene Ontology annotation, cellular component: low-density lipoprotein particle; high-density lipoprotein particle; extracellular region. Bases 66 to 833 code for a protein of 255 amino acids. Gene Ontology annotation, molecular function: phospholipid binding; phosphatidylcholine-sterol O-acyltransferase activator activity; cholesterol transfer activity.